CCGCACGGCUGGCGCUGGCGCGGCUCGUCGUCGCUUCUCUCUGCGAUUCGGCGAAGGCGGCGAGCGGAGCGUGGCUCUGCGCCGGCCUUGCGCUGCCAGCUCGGCGGCGCGCGCGGCGAUGCGCCUGCGCCAGCGGCGGCUGCCUCCCAACUACCACCCCCCUUCCACCCUCUUUCCCCACCCCACACCUAGCCCAUCAUGUCCGACGACGAGGUCCACAACCAGAACUUCGAGACGGCCCACGCCGGUGCCUCGCUCACCUACCCGAUGCAGUGCUCUGCUCUUCGCAAGAGCGGACACGUCGUCAUCAAGGGCCGCCCGUGCAAGAUCAUCGACAUGUCGACGUCGAAGACCGGCAAGCACGGCCACGCCAAGGUCCACCUGAUCGCCACCGACAUCUUCACGCAGCGCAAGUACGAGGACAUCUCGCCCUCGACGCACAACAUGGAUGUGCCCAACGUGACGCGCAACGAGUACCAGCUUGUCAACAUCGACGACGGCUUCCUCAACCUCAUGUCCGGUGACGGCUCGUCCAAGGACGAUGUCAAGGUGCCCGAGGGCGAGCUCGGCGAGCAGAUUGAGUCGGGCUUCGAGGACGGCAAGGACCUGAUGGUCACCAUCGUCUCGGCCAUGGGCGAGGAGCAGGCUAUCUCCUUCAAGGAGGCUGGCCCCGGCAAGUAAAUAUGCCGAGCCUAGCGAGUGACACCUCGCAUGCAGAGGAGAAGACGCAUGUGUAGCGGGCAUGUAGAUUGCAAUCGCAUCGCCAUGCGCGCGCGCACUCGUUCAUCCUUCUGCAUCGCACCUUCGUCUGCUCUCGAUCCCACUCCCUCUUCGAUGCGCGCGCCGAACGUCGAAUCAGCAGUGUUGCAUGCUGGCUCGCACUUCGGUGUCGCAUCGCCCUCUCCUUCACUCCCAUCCACAUCUCGCCCUUGCUCUGCCCAUCCCUUGCGUGCAUCCGGCUCAUCGCCGGCACGGCGCUUCUCUCGUGAAAUCAAAAUCUUACGCUUG
This is a messenger RNA of Tilletiopsis washingtonensis, 1008 nucleotides long. RefSeq names its product eukaryotic translation initiation factor 5A-2. NCBI's taxonomy places the organism in Eukaryota, Fungi, Basidiomycota, Exobasidiomycetes, Entylomatales. Bases 199 to 681 code for a protein of 160 amino acids. Gene Ontology annotation, biological process: positive regulation of translational elongation; positive regulation of translational termination. Gene Ontology annotation, molecular function: translation elongation factor activity; ribosome binding; RNA binding. The transcript has 6 exons. The record is from RefSeq and is a predicted model, not a curated record.